This is a messenger RNA of Cynara cardunculus var. scolymus (artichoke), 2715 nucleotides long. Its product is annotated as paired amphipathic helix protein Sin3-like 5. Gene Ontology annotation, molecular function: transcription corepressor activity. The transcript has 15 exons. Gene Ontology annotation, cellular component: chromatin; histone deacetylase complex. Bases 1 to 2715 code for a protein of 904 amino acids. Gene Ontology annotation, biological process: negative regulation of transcription by RNA polymerase II. The record is from RefSeq and is a predicted model, not a curated record. Lineage: Eukaryota; Viridiplantae; Streptophyta; Magnoliopsida; Asterales; Asteraceae.
AUGGGUGGUGAAGACCAAGAACAACUGCUAAAAUCUGAUUGCCUAAGGUAUGCCAACACCAUAAAAGAGACGCUGACGGACGAUAAAUAUACCGAGUUUCUUGGUAUCAUGCGACAAUUUCGUAAAAACAGGAUCGACUUCUUCGGCGUUAAAGAAAAGGUGGUGGAGCUAUUUGCAGGACAUCCAGAACUGCUUAUAACUUUUAACAACUAUCUCCCAAAGGAAUUAGAAUUCAAUCUCACUCAAGAAGACGAGCUUCGCGAAUAUAAGAAGCCGAUUCAAGAUGAAGUAGCCAUGAACUUUGUUAACAAUAUGAAGAUGGGGCUACAAGAUAAUUAUGAUAUUUACACAUCUUUUCUUGAGAUUUUAAAUUCGUAUCGAAUGGGAAAAAGAUCCGUUUUUCAGGUCCAUCAAGAGGUUGCUGAUCUUCUUCGUGAUCAUGAAGACUUACAUAUGGAGUUUACCAACUUAUUUCCCGAUUACCACAACGCUCACAAUCAACAUAAGCAACACGGGUCUACGUACAAAAGCUACGUUCGUAGUCUUGAGGACAUUGUUCUCAAUCUUUUUCCCACAGAUAUGCAUGAUCGAGUGGCUUGUCUCUGUAAAACGGUGAGGGAACAAGUACGCGAUUCAGAUGACUACCUGCGGUUUUUGAAGUGCAUUAAGCACUACCAAACGGAAAACAUAGAUCGACAACAACUGCAAUCUUUGGUGCAUGAUUUACUCCAAGAGCAUCCAAACCUUAAGAAAGAAUUCAGUGAAGUUCUCAACCACAGUGAUAAGACCGAGGAUGGUAACGUAGAACAUAACGAAAAUAAGGUGGAAAUCGGUCAAGAAAUCAGCGAAAAGGGAAAGAGAAAACGGUCUGCCACCAGCAGUAGACCUACAGUCGAAAAGGGAAAGAAGAAACGGUCUCGAGUAUCAAAGAAAGACAACAACAAAGUGAAACCGCUUCGUGAACUUGACUUAUCUAACUGUGAAAGUUGCACUCCCAGUUACAGACUUGUCCCGAAAAAUUAUCCUAUUCCUGCAACAACUCAAAGAAAGCAACUAGACAAAGAAGUAUUGAACGAUCACUGGGUGUCUGCUUCGUAUGGUCGCCAUUUCGAACAUCCCUUCAAAAACAGAUAUGAAGAUAAGUUAUCUGAAUUUGAAGACGAGAGGCAUGAGAUGGACAUGGCUCUCGAAUGCGUAAAGGUUACAAUUGAACUUGCAGAGAAAUUAGUGAUGAUGAUUUCUGAUAAAUCUAUCGAGAUAGAUGGUCUCUUUCCUGUUGAAGAGUACUUUUCCGGUCCAAGUUUGAGGUGCAUAAAAGUUCUUUAUGGUGAUUAUGGGCUUAAUGUCAUCAAGGAACUAAGAACUGAUGUAUCUCUUAGUCUGCCGAGAAUAUUAAGCCGUCUGAAGCAGAAAAAAGAGGAAUGGAGGAUGUUCUCUUCUGGUUUCAAUAAGCUUUGGAAACCAGUUUUCGCUGUAAACCAUGAAAUGUCACUAGAUCAUCAAGAUGCCUAUCUCGAGCAGCAAGACUCAAAGUUCUUGUCUAAUAACGAUCUGUUGGCUGAAAUCAAUGGCAUCAAUAAGCUGGAAUUUGUUUACUCGGACAUGGACAUCCAUAAAGACUUGUAUCAGCUCAUAGAACAAUCUUGUUCAGAUAUUUGUUCAUCUGAACAACUUGAUAGAGCCAUGAAGAUCUGGACUUCAUUAGUAGAAUCCAUGUUUGGUCUUCUUCUCCGGUCUGCAGGAUGCACUGAUGACAGCAAACAUAUUGCAGAAACCCGCAUCUCCAAUGAACAGAUUAUGAAUUAUAAUGCACCAAUUACUAACGAACCGGAAGGAACUCGUGGGCAAGAGGGAACCGACGGUUUCCUUGAGUUUCUGACGAAUGAGAUUGAUUUUUCUCCCAUUGUAGAUCUAGAAAAAGGGGGAUUUGCAGCACACAUGCACAAUAUUGAACAAAAUUACGAUCAGGAAGGUGUUUUGGGCAGUGAAGCAGUUGCUGAUAAUGCAGUAGAAGAAACAUCAUCAAACGAUCGUGAGAAUGUCGAUAUCGUCCAGGAGGAAGAUCGAUCGCUGAUAUUUUACGGAGAUGAUGCCUUCUACGUUUUCUUCAGACUUCAUCAAGCACUCUACGGAAGGCUCGAAGAGGCCAAGCGGCUGGCAAACGAUUCAUAUCCCGUAUUCUUGGAUCUUCUUCAUAACUAUCUGACCGGUGCUUACAAAGACAAGUUCGAAAAUGAAUGUCGAACAAUUUUCGGGAAUUCAUCGGGUCUAAUUUUCUCGAUAGAAAGGCUGAUCAACAAGCUAUCUAGACAGCUUCGAGCCGUUACCAUGAACGAGGUCGAUAACAAGCUUCUCGACCUGUAUGCUUCUGAGAAAACAAGAGAAUCUGGAAGAUUUGUAGAUGAAGUUUAUGCUGCAAAUGCCAGAUCGAUAGUUACUACCUAUAAAAUGUUUCGGUUUGAAUGCUUACCUAUACGAGAAACAGACGGACAAACCCGUUUGACCAUACAGCAAAUCAACAAGGUCAAAACACGUGGAAAAGCCAAUGAGAGGAAAGAGCACAAAGUGGCGCUGAGCUGUCCCGAAAACAAAACGGCGUGGAGGCACGUGGACAAUUGGCAGUGGGACCCACUAGCCAAUGCGACUGACAGGAGCAAAUUUAAGCCGUCAACAUCAAAUUUUGGAGCUGAGCAGAGCCCACAAAUACACUUUUAA